CUGCGAGAAACAGGGAGAACUCCAGCAAAGCUUCAGCUGCAGUUCUACUACGUAGAAGCAGAAAGCUGUCUUCCUCUAAGUGUUCGAAUCAAAUUGCCCAUGUUUUACAACUCCGUCUCAAAAGCUUUGUAGGGAGCAAACAGCUACCGCCAGCAGGCUUGUCGGUUCGCCAACAUUCUCCGUGCCAGAUAUGCUGGAGGGGGGGGACUGAGAAGACGGCGUUUUGUCUUUCUUUUCUUUGAAGAUUUAUUCGUAGGUCGCAUCACCUUUUUUGCGGCGUGAUUGCAGAACGCGAGACACCUAUGAAUGAUUCCCUUUGUAAGGCUCGCUCCGCGUUCGCUUGCCUCUCCUCCCCGUUUGUCUGGCAGUCGAGAAGUUCUGCCGUUUUCGCACCUGUCGCUGCUUCUGCCCUCUCGAUUUUUUGAAGAAAAAGUUGUCAGCUGCACACACACUCUUCUGCGCCUUCCCUUCUGCCUUCUUGGCGGAUUUCUGCGCCCCCCUUUCGCAACAGUCUCUCGGCGUCUCCGACUUCGUACCUUGUUUUUUUUCGCCGGAAUUCUCCCCCGAGUGUACACGCUUUCGAGAAAAUCACGCCUCCCUGUUGUCCAGCAUGUUUUGCUCGGCUGUUCGAGUUCGUGGACCUGGCGAGGCGCGUCUGCUCGGAUAGGCGCGUUUUCGCAGCAAACCGUAGAGUGGAGAAUCUCUGCCUCCGAUGGAAAGCCUUGGAAGCAGACAGCGAAGUGCGAGCGCUGGAGCCCGGAGAAAUUUCGAGUGCAUGCCUUCGAGAUUACCCGGGGGUUCACGUUGCUCAGACGACGUCGACGACACGCGCGAUGAGGCGGGUGUGUGCGGCUUGCGUCACGCUGUGGAGACGUCGAGCUUCGUCACACACGGAAUGCCGCCCACGGCUUCCCGCGGCUUUUCUCCACUGUCCAGCCUGUUGAGCAAAGAGCCGAAUGGACGGGGCGUCCGCGGGAGGAAGCUACGCGGAUCCACCAGCGACCGGAGUGGAGAGAACGCAAAAGGCACUGAAAACGGCGAAAUGGCGGGCGCGCUAUCGCGCCGCGAGGCUCCUCGCGCCGGUGGAUGUACACCUGGCGGGCAUGGCGACGGAGAGGCACCGUCGGCGGACCACCGGCGAAAACUCAGUUUGCUGCGUUUCCUCCCCUUUGCUCCGCAGCACUUCCGACUCUUCCUUGUCUCCUACUUUUGCUACGCCGUCCUGUACUCCACCCGGAAACCUUUCUCUGUCGUGAAAGAGGACGUCCACCGGAACCUCGGCUUGUCAACCUACUCCCUCGGGUGUAUCGACACCUCGUUCCUCGCCCUGUACGCUGUCGGGCAGUUCGUGUUGCCUCCCGCGCUCGCGCGUCUCCGUCUCUCGCUGGGACUGAGCGCCUGCUACCUCAUUUCAGCUGGCGCUACGUUGGCCUUCGGCCUCUCUUCCUCUCCAGCUUUCUUGGUGGGCUGGUGGGGACUCAACGGCAUCGCGCAUGCAGCCGUCUUCCCGCUUCUGGUCAAGGCGUUGACGGAGUGUCUCUCGCAGACAGAGCGCGGGCGAGCCAUGGGGCUCUGGACCACGAGCCAGCAGACAGGAGCGAUCGCUUCGACCGCCUUCGCGGCCUUCGUGGCUUCUCGCGUAGGCUGGCGCGCCGUCUUUCUUCUCUCGGCGCUCAUCUGCGGCCUCGCCACCUUCGUCCUCUGCUUCUGUCUCCCUUCUUCCGCCUCUCGCGUUGUCCCCACCUCCACCGAGCUCUCUUCUUCUGUCUCCAGGCGAACUGUCUCGAAGCGCCAGAAACAAGGCUUCUCUCUGCUCCAGGACAAGCCCGGCGCGGACGAAUUCGGCGCCAGCGAGGAUGCCCCUCCUGUGGCGCUCGUGAGAAGCCAAUCAACGCAUGCAACUCCUCCAGCGGUCGCCGCGCCUGCGCACCCGCCGCCGUCCCUGAAAGGCGAGAGAGUGUGCCGGAGCGGAUCGGAGGCUUCGAGUUUCACUGAGGCGACUGAAGCCGCUGGAUGCAGAGGCGCGCCGUCGGCGCUGGACGCGUCUUCGCCUGCUGGUGAGACUGCAGACGGCGUCUCGCGCCUGAUCUCGCCGUCGCUGUCUCCUUCCUUUGUGUCUCAACUCGACGCGGGGCCGACGACGCCUCCCGCGGUUCCGCAGCCUUUGACUGCGCACAGCAGCUCCAGCGACGAAGAAGAGCUUUCAGAAGAGUCUGACCCGCGCUCUCGUCCUUCCGACCUCUUUCGACAGAGUGGAGGGACAGGAGACAGUCUUGUGGUCGAGUUCGAGGACUGGACUGCAGGCGCGCCCGCGCAGGCGAGUACCCAUGCAGAGAAGACGCACGCCGCCUCGCUUCUUGACGGCGUCUCGUCUGUCUCCUCGCCCUCCGCGUUGUCUGGCCUCGAACUCUCUGUCUCCGUGCCUCACAUGCGCGUGAAGAAGCUGCGAGACGCGUCGCGCCAGGAGGCCUCCAGCGAGGAGGAGACAGGAACGGCUUGCUCCGUAGGCGCGGCGGGAGGAAAGGACGCACAGGCGUCGCCGCGGUCUGCCUCGCCGUCGAAGGCCAGACGCCGCUGCAUGCACGCAGAGAAAAACGCGUCGCCGCGGCGCCCCGCAGAACUCUCCUUUCUCUCCAUCGUGUGGAACGUCCCCUUCGUCCUCAGCUGCAGCUGCGCGUACUUUGUAAUUAAACUGAUUCGGUACUCGCUUCUCUUUUGGCUGCCGUUCUUUCUUGCAAAGGAAGCGAGGAUGCAUGCAGCCACUGCAGGAUACGCCAGCAUGAUCUUCGACAUUGGAGGGAUCGGAGGUGCCGUCGCAGGCGGAUUUCUCGCAGACCGAGUCAUGAAAGGUCGCCGCCUGACUUGCGCGACGACGAUGUCUCUGCUGACAGGCUUUUCGCUGCUGCUUCUCGCCUUCGCAUGCCAGCAGCAACAGACGUUGCUGCGCCGUCUCGAAGAGGAGUCGCUCCUGCAGGCGCACGAGCUGCAGCAUCUGCGAGAGUCUCACCAAGCGACUCUGGCCAGCUUCCACGAGCAACAGAAAAAAACGCGCCUGCAACUGCCGCUGCGCCUCCAGCAGACACUCGAGAAGGAGGCGAACCGCAAGAAACAAGAAACUGAGGAGGAGGAGCGAGAAGCGAAGAGAGAGGAACAACAAAGGACUGGGUCAGACGACAUUGGAGAGCUGCGAGGAGAUGCCCCCCCACGGAAAACCGAGACGCGAAACGAACGCAGAGGGGAAGAACAGGGAGAACGAGAGAAACAAGAAAGUGCCGGCGGAGGAGAGAAUCGCGGAGGCGAGAGACUCCGGGAGAAAGAGGCCACCCCUGUUUCUUCUGAUGCGAAUGACAGAGGGUCUCUGCAUCCUUCUUCCGACCAAAGUCCUGUUGCUUCAGACACGAAAGGCGAGGCAGUUCUCGGUCAUGAAACGGGCAAAACAGAGUCUGAAGACUCUCCUCACUAUCCUUCGUCCCCUCAUGUGCCUCUGACUCCAGCCGUGACCCCGCUAGUGUAUCCGCAACUCUCCCCUCUGGACUCGAAAACACCUGCUACUCUUGACGGGCAAGAAGGAACAGCGCAGACGCAGGCAGCAGUCCAACCUGAGUCUCGUUCUUCUGUCCCUGUCCCUUCUCUUCCUCCUGCCUCUGGUCCUCCCACUCUCCCUGUUCCAUCUCUGCCGCCUCGUCCCUCUCUCUCGCCCCCUUUGUCUCCUCCUCCCUCUUUGUCUCCUUCUCCAUCUUUGUCUCCUUCUCCUCCAGUGUAUGCUUCUCUUUCUCCUUCUCCGGCUGCGUCACCCAGCGUCGUUCAGGCAGGUGACGAGGCUGCAAAGUCGCGCACAGCGGUGGACCCUUCCCCUUCUAUGUACGUACAGAGAGAACCUGAGGCACAAGCUCUUCCUGCCUCUCUCCCUGUGGCUAUCUCUCUGUCGGAGGCGCCACUGUCUGAUUCUUUCUCGGCUGCUGCUUUCCCUCAACUCUCUAGAGGACAAGCGCCUCUUCCACUUGCGGUGUAUGCACGGCGGUCCGGACAAAAGGGUGGACUGCCUCUCGCUGCAGUGCCUCAGAGCUCCCCCUCUUCAGAUGCUAAUCUUUCCUUCUUCCCGCCUCAAGUCGGGCCUUCGCUCCCCGUCAUGCCCGAGUCAUCCGCUCAACCUGCCCUUUCUUCUUUAAAUCCUUCCUCUCUUCCUUCUCCGGCUAUGACUUCCUCUCCUCUCCCUUCCCCCUCCCUUCCUCCUGUCCUAGCUUCUCCUGCUCUUCCUUCUCCUGUCUCUGCUCCUUCGGCCCUGCCGCCCUCGUAUUCACCACUCCCUUCUCUCUCUUCUUCCCAAGGGCCUCUUCCGUCGUUUGGAAAUUCCCCGGCUGCUGCAGGCCAAGCGCUUCCCCAGCCUCCGCCGUCUCCUGUUCCCCCUCUCGGGCUCUCGCUUCCUUCUCCUUCUCUUUCUUCUCCGGCUCUUCUUUCGCCUCCUUUUCCUUCUCCUCUUUCUUCUUCCUAUCCCUUUGCUGGUUUGGAAACGAAUCUCUCUCAGUCGUCCUCCCGGGAGACUCCAGGUGUACAUGCACCUCCAGGUGUACAGACACCCUCAGGGGAACAGGCACCCCCAGGUGUACAGGCAUCCCCAGGUGUACAGAUACCUCAAGGUGUACAGGCACUCCCAGGUGUACAGACACUCCCAGGUGUACAGACACCUCCAGGUGUACAGGCACUUCCAGGUGUACAGACACCCCCAGGGGAACAAGCACCUCUAGGUGUGCAGGCACCUCCAGGUGUACAGGCACCUCCAGGUGUACAGGCACCUCCAGGGGAACAAGCACCUCCAGGUGUAGAGGCACCUCCAGGUGUACAGGCACUCCCAGGUGUACAGACACUCCCAGGUGUACAGACACCUCCAGGUGUACAGGCACUUCCAGGUGUACAGGCACCCCCAGGUGUACAGGCAUCCCCAGGUGUACAGAUACCUCAAGGUGUACAGGCACUCCCAGGUGUACAGACACUCCCAGGUGUACAGACACCUCCAGGUGUACAGGCACUUCCAGGUGUACAGGCACCUCCAGGUGUACAGACACCCCCAGGGGAACAAGCACCUCCAGGUUUACAGGCACCUCCAGGUGUACAGGCACUCCCAGGUGUACAUACACCUCCAGGUGUACAGGCACUUCCAGGUGUACAGGCACCUCCAGGUGUACAGGCACUCCCAGGUGUACAGACACCCCCAGGGGAACAAGCACCUCUAGGUGUGCAGGCACCUCCAGGUGUACAGGCACCUCCAGGUGUACAGGCACCUCCAGGGGAACAAGCACCUCCAGGUGUAGAGGCACCUCCAGGUGUACAGGCACUCCCAGGUGUACAGACACUCCCAGGUGUACAGACACCUCCAGGUGUACAGGCACUUCCAGGUGUACAGGCACCUCCAGGUGUACAGGCACUCCCAGGUGUACAGACACCCCCAGGGGAACAGGCACGCCCAGGUGUACAGGCAUCCCCAGAUGAAAAGACAGCUCCGGCAGCAGGAGCUCAAGUGCACGAUCCUCUCUUCUUUUCUCCCCUCACCCCCUCUGUCUCUCCAGUCACCCAACAGACAGUCGAAGCAACAGCCUUGACCAAUCCACCUUCUUUUCCUUCUCCCUUUCCAACGUCUCUUCCCUCUUCUUCUCCCUCUCCUCCUCUGCCUCUCCCUUCUUCACUUCCAUCUCCAUCUCUUGCUUCUCUCCCUCUUUCUUCUGCUUCACUUUCUCCAGGGUCUUUUUCUGCGUCUUCUGUGCGUGCGGGAAAGGUGCAUGCAGAAGCGGACACGUCUCUCGGCUCCGAAGGGUCCUCGCGGCGCCUAAGCGAACUGUCUGAAGUGAGAGAACAAGACUUGCUCGAACUGCAUUUGCCGGAGGGAGAGGCCCCACCGGUUCCUGUUCUUGGGCCUUCUUCUGUAUCGUCUGCUUCUUCUCUCGCCGCAGCAGAGAGAGAAGACAAGAAUAGUGACAAACGUGGAGAAAACGAACGUGAAGAACACAGAGAGAGCGAGGGCAGGCUUCCCCACUCCGAACUCGAACCCAGGGUGAAGGCCGAGAAGACAGGAGACGCCUCGAGUGUCGGUCGAGGAGCGCCGAGAGAAGCAGUGAAUGAUCGAAAAACAAUUUUGACGGAUGCAGAAAGAGUCUCAUCUUCACAGCUGGACGAGAGAACGCGUGCGUUUUUUGCGCAGACAAGAGGAGGCAUGCAGAGGGAGACAGAAUCUGAGACGCAGAGCGAGGAAGAGAGAGAGAAGAAGAGAGCGAAGGAAGAGUUCUUCCUCGCUAGCGCAGAGGAGGCAGUAAGACACACACAGGAGGAAGAGGAGGCGAAGCUGCUAGCGCAACAAGAGGACGAGAGACUCGCGUUGCUCGAGAGACAAAGAGCAAGACAAGAAAAGAAAGAAGAAGAAAGGUGGAUGGAGCUGUACCGCCUCCUCUUCUUCAUGUUCGCCGUCGGCUUCUGCAUUGCCUCUCCCGACUCCAUACUGGGCGCCACUGCCGCCCAGGACCUCGUGGAGAGAGGCAGCAUAGCUCCAGGCCCGAGCAGCGAUAAGGCUCUGGCGGUCGUCGCCGCCUUUAUUAAUGGCAUGGGUGCCGUGGGGGCGCUUCUUCAGGGCGUCUGUACAGCGACGGUGACAGAGCAGUUUGGCUGGGACGCGCUCUUUGGGCUGCUCUGUGUGUUGAGCAUGGCCUCUUCUCUGCUUCUCCUCCCCGCCUGUCUCGAGGAGAGUCGUUCGCAGUGCGCCCUUUCUCGUCCUUCUACUUCAGCAGACUGCAGCGUCUCCUGUCGCUUCUGGCGCGGACGACACAGAGAGGAGUUUUCUGGGGGGCGAAAAGUUUCGAAGGCGGACAGACAAACGCGACUUUGCCAAGACGAAGACAGGAAACGGGAAGGGGGGCAGAAACACAGAUCUUCCAGAGAUGUGAGACUCGACGAAGGUUCUCCGGUGCGCAUGCGAACUGAGAGAGAGGCCGCCGGCAGAGAAAUUGUCUGACUGCAUGCGCGCAAGAAAGACAAGGCUUCUUCGCUCGCCAGCGCGAAGCUCGGUGGAAAAGACAGAGCAACCUCGACGGGCGCAUGGGGUGUAUGUACGCCAGAGACGCUCUGCGCAUGCGUUUCACCCUUCAGUAUCCACGGGAUUGGGUGCUGGAGUGGAGAACUGACUUUUGAAAGAUUGGGGAAUUCCCCGUGGAAAUGAAAAUAUGUUUGUCGAGAAAAGAGCUGUGCAGAGGAAACUGUCUCUGUUGCGUAAGAGGGAGGGGGGCGUGGACCCAUUCAGCUUUUUCUGUACGCGUUUUUACAGCCGACGAAGCCCGUCCUUUUUGUGGCGCGACAGAGCGCGAGGACAAUGCUCUUUGUAGAUUAAUUGACGUGGAAACUGUGGCGUUUCUUGUGCCUUUCGGAAUCACUUUUCUCUGCUUUUGGCGGACUGGAAUGGGACCUCCACGCCUAUGACGCUCGACGAAACUCCACAGCCGUUUUCGCUGCGACUUCUCCUUUAAAGUCAAAACUCUGUGAGAUUAGAGCGGGCGACGCGUGUGAAACAACGUCAACAGAGAUCACCGUCAUGUACAACGGGGUGCGCGUGCAUCCAGGCGAACAAGCUGCCAACGAGAGACUCCUCCUCAACUUAACAUGGGGGGGGGGGGGUUCAGUACGUACACACCGUACAACGAUCACUUUUCUCUGUCGGCGCAUCGCAGGUCGAAACGCAGAAAUAGUUGAGAGAUGCGACUUGUCGCCACUGGUGAAGCCUCGGUCUCCAGUGGUGGACCUCUUCAAUUUUCGGAAGCCAGUGAUUCUUUUAACCUCUCAAGCCGUGAUUCUUUCAUGUACACGUCUUUACUUAAAAUAAUCUUGCACACACAAACCUGUACACGGAUCUGCA
Messenger RNA from Toxoplasma gondii ME49, 7891 nucleotides. Its product is annotated as zinc finger protein 36 family 3 protein. The record is from RefSeq and is a predicted model, not a curated record. Lineage: Eukaryota; Apicomplexa; Conoidasida; Eucoccidiorida; Sarcocystidae. Bases 713 to 6997 code for a protein of 2094 amino acids. The transcript has 5 exons. Gene Ontology annotation, biological process: transmembrane transport. Gene Ontology annotation, molecular function: transmembrane transporter activity.